Molecule: messenger RNA, 4653 nt
Organism: Aureobasidium namibiae CBS 147.97
Lineage: Eukaryota; Fungi; Ascomycota; Dothideomycetes; Dothideales; Saccotheciaceae
Exons: 5
Biological process (GO): positive regulation of transcription by RNA polymerase II
Cellular component (GO): nucleus
Molecular function (GO): transcription factor binding
Source: RefSeq, a predicted model, not a curated record
GAUACAGAAUUUCAGCCCUGUGCUGCGACCGCCUCAUUCUUCCUUUACGCCCAGAGAAACAUUAUCCUCUGUCUGCAUCAUGACACAUUGGCAAUAGAGCGUCGAUUCGACCGUCAUCAAGAAGACGUGCUUUGGAUAUGUACAGACACUGUCAGCGAAAGAGGUGCGGGACGUUUGGCUGUCAGCUAUGAUGCAGGACAUACCGCAAUUGUUUGGGAUAUUUCAACGGGAGACGAAAUUGCUCGCUUCGCAGCGUAUGAACCGAUUAGGGUGGCAGCAUGGAUGAAGAAUGGAAAUAUUGCUUUCGGAAACGCCCAAGGAAAUGUAAUACUGUUCGAGCCUUCUACCUCGGAGCAUAUCUCAGCUCGUACUAUCUAUGAUCCGAUUACAGCUAUAGCACCAGCUGCCGACUCACGCACUUUUGCAAUUGGUUUCCUGAACGGCUCGAUUUUGAUUGCGACACUACAACCACUUUUCACGAUCGUGCACAGUCUGACGACAUCAAAAGCUCCUUCCCGCAUCGCUGGACUUUCCUGGCAUGGUUCUUCUUCACGACAGAAAUCUGAUAUGCUUGCUACCCAGACCGCAGACGGUGAUCUUAGAGUUUGGAGCAUCCCUAAAACAGCUGUCGCUGGAGAAAGCCCAAAUAUCAUCCGGAUACUGAGUCGGUUGGAAACGAGGAGCCUCGGUCCUUGCUGGUUCACAUGGUCGAGAAAUGGCCGAAUCAUCCAGUACACAGAUGGCGAGACACGGUCUUGGGAUGUUCGCACAAAAAAUGUCAGCUUCCAAUCAGUGCCAACAGUCGAUGGCAUUGUCGGCAUCGCAUGCUACGGCCCAUCCUCUACGCUUUUCACGCUCGGUCAAAACCACACUGUGCAACAAUACGAUGUAAACCCGAGCGAGGCCCCCGUGCAAGUUGCUAGCAUACAACAUGCUCCUGGUCCGCUACCCCCGUCGCCACCAAACUCGAUCGAAGAGCAAAAGAAGGAAGAGACGGCCAGAAAACAAGCUGCAGCGAGCGCUGCUCCGUUACCAUUUGCCUUUGUGGACGCAGACUCGAGUGAAGGCGAGAUCGGUACAAUGUCUCCACUCGAAAAGAUUGCAAGAGAGAUGGAUCAACUUGAGGACGAGAAACAUGACCGACUCGGCGCACUCAGCCCGACAUCUAGCAGAGCCUCCUCGGCAAGCUCGCGAUCAUCCAAUGGAGGACGCAGAGUACCAUCAUAUCGUUAUGACAAAGCACCUUCCUCACGAGCCUCCGAAGUGUCAUACAAUGAGGGCACCGAAUUUUCCUUUGGGCUGCCUUCGAUAACGCCUCGCGAGAGCGUCUCCAUACGGUCGACGUCUUCAUUCCGCUCAUCAGCCCUACGAAAAGAGAUUCUGAGAAGUCCAAAUGAGGCCCAACAGACAUCUCAGAUGGAUCUUUUCCCUCACACUCGAGUGAGGCUUCGAGAUGUACCUUUUAGGACUCCGCACUAUGGCCAAGUUGCUCGUACUUCAGACAUAUUGCGACAGGAAAUGCUAAGUGUGGUAUUCGGUUGGAACGACGACAUUGAAUCUCUGAUACGCGAUGAAUUCGCAAGGCAACGACCAGGAUCAGCCAGUAGCGUUCUUCUCUCAAAAUGGCUUGGUGAGUUUGGCGCAGACACCAUGGCUGCAAUGGUGGGUUCCGAGAACAUGACUUCCUCCGACUGGAUGUUGCUCGCCUUGAGCUCUAUGGGACCAUCGUCGGGGAAACAGGUUGGUCAGACUUUCGUGCAGCGACUUUUGGAAAAGGGUGACAUCCAUCCUGCAGUUGCGGUGCUUCUGGGCUUUGGUGAGCACGAUGAUGCCAUCGAGGUUUACGUCUCUCGAGGUUACUUCAUGGAAGCAACUCUUCUGACCUGUCUGAUCAUGCCAUCGGAUUGGCAGAGGCAAUCUUAUCUUGUUCGCAAAUGGGGUGAAGCUUCUGUUAUGAAAGGUCAGCCAGAACUUGCGGUACGCUGCUUCUCGUGUACAAGCCUUGAGACCUCAGAUUCCUGGUCUUCUCCUCGAGCACAAGGUGCAAUUUUCUCUGGCCCAAGAGAACAAGAUAUUGGUCCCUCUCCUUUGAGCCCUCCAAUUUCUCCGCCAUUUGCCGUUAGCUCAAGCCGGAAGCUCACGAGAAACGGAUCGCUGAAACUCAUCACGACAUUCGGUGAUCAGGGGACCUCCCUCGUAUUACCUUCGAUAGAUCAGAGGACACCAAUGGCAGGUGUGCUUGGUGUUGGCGUUACACCAAUAGCCGAAUCUGCCAUCUCACCUGGAGGUGCAGCACCUUGGCUUCGAUCUGGCAGCAGGUUCGAUCGGGAUCCAUCGUCCGCGAGGACGGCUACUCCCGGCGGAUACGCAAGGAGACAAUUACCCUCUAGAAGCGGCACCUCACGAAUGCGAGACACUUCUCAGACACCACUAACAGCCCAUAGAGAGAUGUUGGAGCCAACAAAUGUUACAGAGACCUUGGAGCCUAAACGUCAAGGUCAUACUCGCAAAAACUCGUCUAUCAAUUCGAGUGAAAAGUCCCAAAGUCUGAAGCAGACGUCACGGCAGCCUCCGCAGCCGGAUCGUCUACCGUCCCCAAGUAACGACGUCUUUGCGCGUCUUAAGAGCGAGACAUGGAGAAGAAACGGAUCGCGCGAGAGAACCAACAGUGAUCUUCAUGUGCAGGUUUUUGAUACGACUUAUUUGCCAAACCAGCCAUCUCAGGACCUUAGAGCUCCAUCCUUACAUUUAGAUCCUUUCACAGAUUCUCGUCAAAGCCAAGAUGACCUUCCCGAUCACACGUCGGAUUAUCGCGGUCGGUCAGCAAAGCGAUAUAUUGGUCCAGCAAAAGUCUCACCAUCAUCACCAAUUCCGAUGUCACCUGACGAAGUUAUGGCAAGUAGAGCGAUGGCUGCAGCUUCCAACAUCGAUGAGUCCUACUACAGAGAGUCAAGACCGCAGCGCAAGAACUCUAAUGCAGACCGUACCUCUCGAACGAACAGUCAGGUACCAACCGGACAUGGAGGUACUAGCCAGGUGGAUCUGAGACUAGCAGUUAACCGCGACAGAAGCGAAUCUCGUACACCAGCAAGACCCUUCGGUCGUUCGCCCUCGGCAUCAGCUAUAACAAACAACGACUCCACUUCUGCAAGAAUCGAGUCUCGCCAGGGACUACAAGUCAACAGGACCAGAGGAGCCUCUAUCAAGGGCAAAGCUGGUGGUGUCCCCAAUCACUCUACGAAAAGUCUUGAUGAAGAUAGUUCUGCUUCCGAGAAUCAAGAAGAGGGUAUCGUGCGGCGUAGAGAUCUCCAGACUUUGACCAAGAAGCAACUCGCCGCUCGCGAGUUGGAAGAGAGGCGCGCAUCUUUGGCCAGGCGCCCAUCCGCACCGACGAUACCUUUACCUAGCGAUAUCAAGACACCUUUGAAAAGGCCUCUCAUGGCUCCUAGACAUCAUACCGAGCUAGGAAUAUCUCCCAGCUCAUUCGAGCCACCGUAUUGUGCCGGUUCAAUCAUUCGUAGUCAUACGGCUGAUCCAGAAUCUAAGGGUCGCUUCCCGCCCACGAGAACUACUGGCACCUCAACUCCGACAGCAUCGAUCGGACUACCGGCUACUCCUAGAGCAAUGAAGCAUCCGCGAUACGAACAUGAAGGAGUACCCACUAUUCCUCAGGUUCCCGAAACCCCUCCUCAACCAACAGUUGCCACGUUUCAGCAAGGUUCACCCUCGCCAAAGUCCGCAGAAGACGAUCAGAUUGCUCCUCUCCUACCUUCGACUGUGUUUGGACAGUUAGCACCUUUGUCUCCACCACGGGCAUCUUCAGCACCACCCGAGACAAAUACGGACGGUGCCCCGUGGCACUACAAGACAGUGCUGCCGCACUCUUCCAGACGAAGAUCCAUCUCCAAAGCAGGCCAUACUCGUAGGAUUACACCUACGGAAAACAACUUCCAGCCUCAGCAAAGUCCUGCGUCGAGCAGGCCAAGCAUCGAACAGACCUUGCAUGACGCUCAAAUUGUCAUUGUAGAGGACUCAGAGUUGAUGUUGCCAGAACUCCAACAUCUGGCGGGUCCCCCACCUCCGCCUCCUCCACCAUUCAUGACAGAUCGUCGAGGUAGUGGUCUCGGUGUUAUCAACAUCGCGAUUGGAGAAGAAGAACCUAUAGUCAUGGAUGUCUUACCAACUAUUGACCGAGCCGGUGCAUUGACAGCCCCUCCGCUCAACAACUUCGCGCAGGCACAAGCACAAGCGCAUGCUCAGAUUCAGGCACAAGCGCAAAGACGUGGUCGUGGCAGCAUCAGCGAAGGCUUCAACUCACGCCUGAGAAGUGUGACAGAGCGUAUCCGUAACAACAGCAAGUCGCGUGCCAAAUCACCACCAAUCGAUACGUAUGCACCCUCGCCUUAUGAGACAGUGCUCCCUGGCAUAUUUUCGAGACAGCAACCUACACCUGACAUCAACACGAACCGGGCCAAAUCACCCUACGAAGCUUCUCCAAUUGUAGCCAGUGCUGCAGCAUCUGAAGCGUCAAUUUCGUUGAUGCCUCCACCUCCGCCACCUCCACCACCAGCUCCACCCGGCUCCGUCGAACAAUCAGGUCAAACAUACCCUCAUCCUCGUGAAGUUCGAGCAAACAUGCCAUCCGAGACGCUC